AUGGCGCAGCAGCAAGACGGCUCGAGCCGCCUCGCGGCCGUGCUCCGGCCGCUGGCGCUGUCGCCGCAGGCCGCCGUGUGCCGCCCGCUCGCCGAGACCUGCCGCGCGCUCUACGACAAACGCGACGACGUGCGGCGCGCCGUCAUGGCGGCGCUCUUCGACGGCGAGCCGGCCGCGCUCCGCGCGACCGGGCCGUCGCUGGACUGGUCGCGCGACGACGACCGCGACGACGACGCCGUGCGCUUCGACUUCUCCGUGGUCGACGCGCCGGCGCGGGAGCGCGCGAACGCGGCGGCCGCGCGGCUCGGCGUGCGCGACGUGUGGUCCGCGGGGGACCUCGCGGCCGCCGCGCAGCGCGUCUUCGACGAGGUGUCGCGGCCCGGCGGCGACUGGCUCGCCGACGCGUCGCGCGCGUGCCCGCGGCUCCUCGACGUCGCGCGCGUCGUCUUUCAUUGUGACAGGUGUACGCGGACGCGCGACGACCGCGGCGACUUUCUCGCGCACGCGCUUCGCUGGCCCAUCGACCUCGAUGGGCUAACAAAAAAAUACCCGUCGAUCGGCGAGAUCCUCGCGUCCCUCGACGACGCGGCGGUCACGCUGCAGCGCGCCGACGACGUGCUGCUGUCCUACGCCGUGAGCCACGAGCGCUUCCGCUGCGACUUUUCGACGGCGUCCACCGGGCGCCUCCGCUACGCGUCCGGCGCGACGCUGGGCUCGCUCGCCGACCUCGCGGGCGAGGCGUCCAUCGACGUCGUCGUCGCACUGCGGCUCCGCCUGUCGCGGCGCUUCGGGGGCGUCGUGGCCCUGCCCGCGAUGCGCUUCGCGCUGCGGCACGCGUCCGACGACGGCGUCGGCCUCCGCUGGCGCGCGGCGCUCGCGGACGUCGCGGAGCCGUCCUGGAGCGAGCGCGCGCUGUCGCUGUUCCUGCCCCUCGGCGCGCUGCGGGAGCUGCUCCGCGAGACGCUCGCGCUGGAGCUCGACGUGCUGCCGCGCGCGGCGGGGGACGCGGGCCCGGCGGACGCGGAGCUCCGGGCCCGGUCGGACGUGCCGCGCCUCGGCGGCUGCCUCGCGGCCAUCGCGCGCGCGUUCAUCAAGGACAAGAUGGGCUCCGCGCUCGCGCUCCUCGCGGACCUGUUCGAGGCCCUCGACGCGGACCUCGCGGCGCUGGCGGCGCCGACGGUCUGCAUGACCGCGCUCCUGCGGCGCGCGCUGCUCUCCUGCGUCGUCGCCGGCGCCGUCGACGUGGCGACGCUCCGCGGCUCCACGAUCGCCAUGGUCGGCGACUCGACCAUGCGGACCCAGUUCGAGCGGCUCUGCGGCCUCCUCAACGCAUCGGCCGCCCGGACGCCGGCGAAGCCGCUCGUCUUCGCCUGCGCCGGUCGCAACGUCACGGUGGCCUGGAUGUCGCCCAAGGACCGCGGCGACUUUGGGUUCCACAAGGGCCUCGAGGCGCUCGGCCACGUGGCAGAAGCGCUCGGGAGGGCGCCGACGGCCAUCUACGCGAACGGCGGGCUUCAUUAUCUGCAUCUCUUGCCGGCUAGAGAUUUCGAGUGCUUCCAGUGCUGGGCCUCGGCGGAGUUUUUCCUACGGCGUUUUGUUGUUGAGAGCCGGCGGCGCUACGCGGGCGCGACGUUGGUCUUCAUGACGGGCCACGCGAUCUGCCGGGCAGGACACAAAAAUGCGAUCUGCGAGGACCGCUACAACCGCGACUACGCGCGGCUCGUCGACCAGCUCCGAAACGACCCGCACGGCUACGCCGUGUCCUGCGUCCGCGCGCUGCGGCCCAAGUUCCCCAUGGGCAUGGACGCGGAAAUCCGCGCGCAGUGCCUCGCGUCGACGUUCACGCGCGACGGCGUCGCGCGGCUCAACGCGCGGCUCCUCGCGACGCUCGGGGGCCUCGACGCGGACGUCGGCGUCGUCGACGGCUUCGGCCUCACGGACGGCCGCUGCGACGAGACCAAGGACGGCCGCCACUACCCGGCGCGCGAGCUCGCCGAAAUCGCCGCGCUCGUCGCGCUCCUGGCGCCGGACGCCGCGAAGCGGCGGGGCGAGGGCCCAUCCCAGCGUAAGCCCAGCGAAAACCAGCCCCAAGCACCCGCCAUGCUCGCGGCCCGCGCCGAGAAAUCGGCCCAGGCGACGUUCCGCGUCGGGACGACCGUCGCUGCCAAGCCCAUCGCAUUCGGCGCGAAAUUCGCCGCGUCCGUCCCCGGCGACGCGCUCUACCGCGGCAAGAUCGUGCGCCUCGAGGACGAGGGCGAGACGGAGGAGGCGCGCGUCUGGGUCGUGCGCUACGACGACGACGGCUCCGAGUACGCGACGAGCGAGAAGCACCUCAGCGCCGUCGCGCCCGCCGCGCGGCGCCCGACGACAACCGCGCGGCCCAAGGCCGCCGCGCCCAAGGGCAAGCUGCACAACCCCUUCGUCGGCAACCUCGACAAGUUCCGCAUCGCCAAGACGAAGCGGCCCGACGCGCCGGCGGAGGCCAAGCGGCCCGCGACGCCCGCCGCCGCGCCCGCGCCCGCGCCCGCCGCGCCCGCCGCGCCGCGGCUCGCGGACAUGCCGAAGCUCGCCUCCGCGCGCGCGGACAUGCCGAAGCUCGUGCCCGCGCGCAAGCCGUCGAACGAGGAGGCGAAGCCGCCGAAGCGCGCGCGGCGCGUCGACUCGAUCCGCGCUCUCAUCCCCGCGCCGGAACCCGCGAAACUCUUCGCGCUCCUGGACCUCGACGGCACGCUCUUCCACAUGAUGCCCGAGGGCGAGCUCCCGGGCGGCCUCGACGUGAUCUGCGAGGGCGUCGUGCCCGUCGACGGGCCCGACGGCCCGCGCCAGGUCAUGGCGGUCAGGCGCGGCGCUAGGAAGCUCCUCUGCGACCUGCACGCCGCGGGCGCGGUCGUCCGCGUCGUCACGGCGAACUUGAUCGGCGUCGAGGCCAUCGCCGCCCUCGCGGCGAGCGAGGCCGACGGCGCCGAGCCCAGGGGCUGGGCGCGCGUCGCGCACGUCGAGGUCGCCGGCUCCAAGAAGCUCCCCGCGGACGUCGCCGCGGCGCUGCGCGCGGGCAACGGCUCCAAGUGCGUCAUCCUCGACGACAACCCGACGGCCUGGGAGGCCUACGCGGCGCGCUACGUCUGGGUCGUGCCCCAGUACGACGUCCGCCGGCCGCUCUCGUCGCAGGCGCUCGAGGAGGAGGUCACGCUCCUGCCGCGCCUCUCCGCGCGCUGCCGCGACCUCUUCGCCAAGGCCGACCGGCCCCGGGCCAACUCGCAGAACGGCCCGACGCCCCGCGGCGGACCGCCGCGGCCGCGGUCGACCUCGCUCGACGACGCCGCGGCGGCGCCGCGGCCGCGCGCGUCGUCCUUCGACGACGAGAAGCGCAAGCCCAACGUCAUCCGCACCUUCUCCGAGUCGCGGCCCCAGCUCUCGCGCCGGGCCGAGCCGGCCCGGAACCUCCAGCCCAUCCGGUCCUUCGACGCCAAGCCGCGGCCGUCGAUCCGGACCUUCGACGACGCCAAGUCGCCCAAAGCGGCCGCGCGGAACCUCGCGCCGCCGGCCCGGGCGCCCGCGCCGGCGCCGCGGGCGCCGCCGCCGAAGAAGGCGCCGGCGCCGAAGAAGGCGCCGCCGAAGCGGAAGAAGCGCGCGGACGACUGGGACUCGGACGACGACUCGGACGACUCGGACGUGCCCCUGAGCCAGCUCAAGCGCCGCCGCGCGGCGCCCGCCGACGACCUCGCCUGCGCGCCGCGCCGCAGCGGCCGGGCGCGCACGCCGACCGCGGCCGCGGCCGCGCGCGACGACUCCGACGCCGACGACUCCGACGACUCGUCCGCCGGCGGCGGCCGCGCGGACGACGACGACGACGAGGACGAGUGGGGCAAGCCGCCGGCGCCCGCGCGGCGCCGCCGCGUCGUCGUCGACGACGACGACGACGACGACGAGGCGCCGGCGCCCGCGCCCGACGCGGCGGCCGCCGCCGCGGCGCAGGCGGACCUCGCGCGCCACGCGGCGCACCUGCUCCGGCCGCCCGCGGCGGCGCCGCCCGCGGAGGCGCCCGCCGACAGCUCCUCCGGCGAGGAGGAGGACAUGGACGAGGGCGCCGUCGUCAUGGCCGUGUCUUUUCCGAAGAAGCACUCCCCGUCCGGGCCGACGUUGUCGCAAACGAUCGUGCCGCGUUGGUCGGGCAGCAUGGGCAAAGGCCGCCUCGGCCUGGGCCGCGUCGCGCCCGCGCCGGCCUCGGUCUGCUACGCGCUGCCGUGCGCCGGCGGCGACGGCGAGCUCGGCGGCAAGGGCGCGCAGCUCAACCUCCUCUUCAAAUCCUUCGGCGCCGGCAACCGGCGCCUCGGCGUGCCCGACGCCAUCGUCGUGCCCGCGCGCUGCUACCGGGCCGUCGUCGCGUCGCCGGCCAUCGCGGCGCUCCUGCGAACCGCCGCCGCCGCCGACGAUCCGGCGGAAAGCGAGGCGGCGCUCGCGCGCGCGCGCGCGGCCGUCGAGCGGUGCGACCUGCCCGACGGGCUGCGAAGGGAAAUCGCGGCCUUCGCGGCGCGCCACGGGUCGCGCGGCGUCGCCUGCCGGUCGUCGGCGUCCUGCGAGGACGCCCUCGACGCGUCCUACGCGGGCCAGUUCGAGACGGUGCUGAACUGCGCGUCCGCGGCGGCCUGCGAGGACGGCGUCCGAAAAGUCUGGGCGUCGACGCUGGCCGCGGGCGUCCUGGCCUACGCCGGCGGCGCGGCGCGGCUCCCCAAGUUCCUCAAGGCCGUCGCCAUGGCCGUCGUGCUCCAGCGCCAGGUGCGCUCCGACGCCGCGGGGGUUUUAUUUACGGUGAAUCCGCGGAACGGCUGCGAGGCCGAGGCCGUCGUCGAGGCCGUCUUCGGCCAGGGCGAGGGCCUCGUGUCUGGCCUCGUGACGCCCGACUCCUACUGGGUCGACACGCUCGACGCCGGCAAGCCGCGGUUCCUCCGGGAGCGCGUCGCGCGGAAGGAGCAGAUGAUCGUCGCUUUACCGGGCGGCGGCGUCGAGACCGUGGACGUGCCGGAGGCGUCCCAGCGCGACCGCGUCCUCCCGCGGCGCGACCUCGCCCUGCUCUGCGGCGCCGGCGCCCAGAUCGCCGACGCGCUCGGCCGCGGCGCGGACGUCGAGUUCGCCGUCGAGGCCUCGAAACGUUUCGGCGGCCGGAAGCUCUGGCUCCUCCAGGCGCGCGCGGUGACGGCGACGAUGGACGGCCCGGCGAGCGUCGGGCCCUGGCGCGGCGCCAACGACGGCACCUGGGAGCGCGACGCCCACGCGACGCGGCCCGUGCCGCCCAUGAACGACUUCUUCGGAGACGUUUUGGCGGACGAGGUCACGCGCGCGCAGACCAAGUACGGCCUGGGCCUCGCGAAGCUGCGCUGCGACCUCGUCAACGGCAUUCCCUACCUCCAGCCCGUGCCCCUCGGCGCGCCGGACCCGCCGCCCGUCGGCCCGCCGCCGCCGGGCCCCGUGCUCGCGGCGCUCUCGCGGCUGCACCCCGCGCUCCGGAGAAACGACCGCGUCGCGCGGCGGACGCUGAAAUGUCGGGGCUGGAUGGCCGACAUCCGCGCGUGGAAGGACACCGAGCGCGCCGCGCGCGAGGCCGCCGCGCGGGCGCUCGGCGCCGUCGACCCGAAACAGCUCGGCGACGGCGACCUCGCGGACCACGUCGAAACCGCCGCGGUCGAGAUGGCAAAGGCCUGGGCGAGCCACCAGCGCUACACGGCGCCCUGCCUCCUCACGACGGCCGCCGUCUUCGCCCGGUGCGACCCCGGCGACGCCGCGGGCCGGCGCGCCUUGCUCGCGGACGUCGCGGCGGCCGGGAGCAACAGGCGCGACUUCUGGGACCACUCGCCCGAUCGCCCGCUCUACGAGGCCUUUUCCGCCUGCCCCGAGGCGCUCAAGGCCCUCGGCUGGGCCCGCAAGGUCGUGCGGUCGAAGAGCGACAGCGCCGCGGCGAUCUACCUCGGCGAGGUCGUCGACGCGGCGUCGCCCGUGCGAGAGGCCGCGGCGGACUACCUCGCCGCGGUGAGCGACCGCGUCGUCGGCGCCUACGACGUCGCGGCGCCGGCGCUCCGCGAGUCGCCCGCGGCGCUCUUCGAUUUAUUUCACGCGGCCGCGACGACGCCCCCGCCGGAAGUCGCGACGGCGGCGGCGACGGCGGCCGCGGACGCGGCCGUGGCGGCGCGCGCGAAGCCGGAGCAUCGCAAACUCGUCGGCGAGCUCCUCGCCGACUGCCGCGAGGCCUACCGCGUCCGCGACGAGCGGGCCCUGUUCAACGACGCCUGGCUCAACGGCGUCGGCCGGCGCGCGCUCCUCGAGGUCGGCGCGCGGCGCUUCGUCGACGCGGCGCGCGGCGCGUGGCUCUCGGCCGCCGAGGCCGGCGAGCUGCUGAGGCACCGGAGUCGGCCGCGGUCGCGGCCGGAGAAGCUCCUCCACUGGGAGCACCGCUGCAAGGGCCGCGCGGACCGCGCCCGGGCCUUCAACCAGAUGCUCGACAGCCCCGCGGUCAUCAACGGGCCGCGCCACCCGCCGCCCCAGCUCGGGAAAUGGUUCCCCAAGGGCGGCUGCGGCGAGCUCACGGACGCGUUCCUCGCGGUCAUCAACGUCGCGCUCAUGGGCUCGGACUGCGAGGACGAGUUCGCGGCGGGGAACCUGGCGCCGGGCGCGGCCGUGCUCCGGGGCAUGCCCGCGUCUUCCGGCGCCGAGGGCGCGCUGCGGGCGCGGGUGCGGGUGGUGGACGAGGCCACGUUCCCCGAGCUGCGGCGGGGCGAGGUCGCCGUGCUCAACUUCACGAACUCGUCGUUCAACGCCUACCUGAACCGCUGCGGCGCCGUCGUCACGAACACGGGCGGCGCGCUGAGCCACGCGGCCAUCUGCGCGCGCGAGGCGGCGAUCCCCGCGGUCUGCGGCUGCGCGCACGCGACGGACGUGCUCGCGACGGGCGACGUCGUCGAGGUUGACGGCGCCCAGGGCACCGUGACCAUCCUAAAACGCGCGGCGGACGCGUAAGGAUGUUUCUAGGGCUU
This is a messenger RNA of Aureococcus anophagefferens, 7025 nucleotides long. RefSeq lists its product as hypothetical. Gene Ontology annotation, molecular function: ATP binding; kinase activity. NCBI's taxonomy places the organism in Eukaryota, Pelagophyceae, Pelagomonadales, Pelagomonadaceae. Gene Ontology annotation, biological process: phosphorylation. The record is from RefSeq and is a predicted model, not a curated record. The coding region runs from base 1 to 7008 and encodes 2335 amino acids. The transcript has 7 exons.